This is a messenger RNA of Rotaria sp. Silwood2, 4383 nucleotides long. Lineage: Eukaryota; Metazoa; Rotifera; Eurotatoria; Philodinida; Philodinidae. The record is from the annotation of a GenBank genome assembly.
AUGCCUCUUUUCGGUCGACGAUUAUUUCAUCUUAAUGAAGAUGAUUUAAAAGAUAAUAAUGAACAAGAACAAACUUAUACAAUUGAACAUACUGGAGAAAAAUUUCAUUGUAAGAAACUAUAUGAAAAAUUAAAAAAAGCAUAUGAAUUAGAACGAUGGACAUGUGAAUGUACAUGGAGAGCUGGUUUAACACAUAAAGAAGCUUAUGAAUCAGAAGUUGAAACAAGAAAGUCCUUAUCAACUAUUGUUCCAAAUUACUUUCAUAAAUGUAUUUUUGAUAUUAUAUAUCAUAGUGUUAAACCAUUGGAAAAAUUGGCUGAGGAAGUGUCAAUUUUACUUGGACAAGGUUUUGUUAUUGGUGAACCAGUUCAAUUUAAAAAACGAAAAGAUACUACAGUUGUGAAAGGUACUAUCGAACGAAUCGAAGAAAAUGAUGAUCAACGUAAACGAACAUCCGAACGUACAUCUGUUCAAACACGACCAUUAUCAGAUAAACAAAUGAAAAAUGUCAAAUAUGCAAUUCGAUUAUCCGACGAAGAUCGUGUAAUGAGUAAUGUUCAGCCGAAUGAAUUACAACGAAGUAAUUUCAUACCUAAUCGUGAAAAAUUAAAAACAUUUAUUCGUUCGUAUGCAUUUCGUCUUGGCAAUCGAGCAGAUAGUCCAUGGAUAUUUUAUGAUGAAUCAAUUAAAGAAAAAUAUCAAAUAAAAGAUCGUUUACCAUCAACAGUUAUUGAACAAUCGAAAAAAUUAAUGACUAUUACAUUGGAUGAGAUUCUUCAUGAACAAGAACGUAUUCUACGCAAACAAACUGAAGAACAAAAUGCUCAAUUAGGUGAAAAUAAAAAAUCAAAUGAAAACCAUAACAAGCCCUCCUCUUCUAAUGGUCAUCUUGAUGACAUUCAAAUAAUCUCAUCUGAUGAUGAAAAUAAAACAAAAAGUCCUAAAAAAAAAGUUAAAUCACCUCCAACAACACCUAAAAAAUCAACUCCAACGAUACCUAAAAAAUCUACAUCAACAACACCUAAAAAAUCUACUCCAACAACAUCUAAAAAAUCAUCUCAAAUAAAUAAUAUAUCACCUGUAAAAAAACCUCGUACACCAAGUAAACAAAAAAGUCCAAUAAAAACUAAAAAACAAUUAACAUUACAUGAUAUGAAAUUUACAAAAAAUUCCAACAAUAACAAUAAGACAAAUAAUCAAUUAUUAAAAAAAUCUUCAUCAACAUCUGUAACAACAUAUAAUAUAGCUGUACCGUAUUCAUUAUUACAAAAAUUAGAUAAAACACGUCGUGAUCGUGGUUUACAAUCGAAAGUAUUUCAACGUCUUGUAUUACAUUGUGCACGUACAUUAAAUGAUAAACAACGUUUACGUUUACCUGAUGAAUAUCGUUCAUUAAUACAAACAAAAUUUGAAGAAUUAGAAUUAAAACGACGUUUAUCAGAAAUGACUGAACAAGAAAAAAAAAUUUUUCUUCAAACUAAACAAAAACAAAAACAAUUCGAACAUAAAUCAUGUGAAGAUUUAGAUUUAAUAUCAUCAAAAAUUUUACCAUUACCGAAACAAAUUGAAUCAUUAAUAUAUAUACCAUCACAUUAUAUUGGUGAUUUACUUGUUGUAUGUACUUUUUUUACAUCAUGUCAUACAUUAUUUUUAUCAUCAUUAACUGAUAAUUUAUCUAAAACAACACAACAAUUUUUACGUUCAUUUCGACAUAAUUAUUUAUUAGAUGCUUAUAAAACAUCAUCAACAACAAUUUUUUUAAAUUAUUUUAUUGAAUUUUUACAAAUAUUAUUAAAAUUAUUAUUUAAAGAAGAUGAUAAUCGUUUAAAUAAUGAUGAUAUUAAUAAUAAUGAUGAUGAUGAUAAACAACAACAACAACAACAAUUAAAUCAUGAUCAACAAGUUAUGGAAAUAAAUCAUUCCGAACAACUUAUUAUUGAUGAUGAUAUUGAACAAGUUUAUGAUACGAAAUUAACUGAUAUACCCUUAACACCAUUUACAUGUCAAGAAUUAACACGUUUAUAUUUAUUAAAAGAUAAAAAUGAAAAUUAUCGAACUAUUUUAGACAAAUUAGCUAAUUUAGAAACAAAAGAUUUUUCAAUUUCAGACCAAAUCGAUCUUCUCUUAUUAUUAGUUAAUUUAAUAACAACUAAUAAUGAAAUAAUGUCUGAUUAUUUUGAAUAUUUAACUCGUACAAUGUCUGAAACAUAUCGUGAACGUAAUCAAUUAUUAUCUGAACGUCGUAAAGCACAAGAAGAAGAAAGUAAACAAAAAAAAUUACAAUUACAAAAUGGUGAAAAUGGAAAAUUUUCAUCGAAAAAACAAAAUAAAAAUAGUUUAUUAAUGACACCAAAAAAUAGUCUUAACACAACAAAUGAUGAAAAUCAUCAAUUAUCAUCACCAACAGCAACAACAGUUCAGGAUGAUAAUAUUGAUAGUGAUGAUGAUCUUAAAAGUGUUUUACAAAGACGACGACAAAUGGUCGCUAUGUCAAAAGAAUUAAAAGAAAAACGUGAACUUGAAGCACAAAAACUUCAUAAUGAACAAAAACGAGAAUUAGCUAUACAACGGGCUGAACAAGUUUAUCAAGAUGCACUUCUUAAUCUCCAAUUUGGUUUUCGAAUUAAACCGUUAGGUUUUGAUCGUAAUUAUAAUCGUUAUUGGUUUUUUAAAGGUCAUGCUGGUUGGAUUGGUUCUGAAAUAAGUUAUUCUACUCAAAUAUCUUCAUCUCAAGAUAUAUCUUCUUCUCGUUCUUCAUCGAUUAGUAUCAAUGAAAAAUUAAUUCCAAAACAUGAAACAAAUCAAUGGUGGACAUAUGAUAAUGAAACAGUUAUUGAACAAUUACUACAAUCAUUAAAUGAACGUGGUAUUCGUGAACAUAAUUUAUUAUUAAAUAUUAAAAAAAUCAUGCCACUUUUACAAACAGAAUUUGAACAAAUAAAAAAAGAUAAAAAUUCAAACGAAAAUCAAUCUGAAGAAUCUAUUUCAAAUACUGAAACAUCCAAUGAUCAACAACAACAGCAACAACAACAACAACAACAAUCAUCAAAUGAUAUAAUAUCAUCAUUUAAAAAUGAUCUUGAAGAUAUUGAAACACGUUUACGUCUUGGUUCAUUAGGUGGUUUUAUUGUUAAUGAUAAUCUUGUUGAAUGGCAAACUAAAUUAAAACAAUCUAUUGAACGUAAUGAUUUAGGUGAAUUACUUAUACAAUUACAACAAACAGUACCUGAUAAAUUUGCAUCUAGUAUAUUUGGUAUAUAUGACAAUCAAUUAAAAAAUUUAAAAACAUCAACAAAAAAAAAAUUUUCAACUAUAAAAUCAACAAUAAAUAAUCAACAUAAUUUACAAAUAUGGAUGAAUGAUUGUCGAACAUGUAAAACAUAUUCACGUUUAUAUAUAUUAAUGAUUAUAUUUGAAAAUUCCAUAGCAUGGAAUAAAUCAACAAUUGGUAUUAAAUGUAAAAUAUGUCGUAAAAAACAUAAAGAUGAAUAUAUUAUUGUUUGUGAUCAAUGUUGUCAAGGUUAUCAUUUAGAAUGUUUACGUAGUUAUACAAUAAAUACAAUUAAAAAUUCAACAAAUGAUUUAUGGUAUUGUCCAGCAUGUCGUCCACAAUCAAUAUCAAAACGACGUUAUAAUACUAAACAAGAACAAAUUAAAACAAAAUCAGAUUAUUAUGAUACAGAUAUAUAUGAUAUGGAUGCUGAUACAACAUCAAAUAUAAGUAGUCAUGAUAAUAAUCAUGAUGUAUCAGAUUUAAAUAGUGAACCAAGUAAUAAUAAUAAUAAUAUUGAUGAAACAAAUGAAGAAAAUAUCUGUUGUGUUUGUGCUGUUGAAACAAGUGAUGAUAAUGAAUUAAUACAAUGUAUACAAUGUCGAAGUUUAUUUCAUUGUCAAUGUCAUGAACCACCAUUAAGAUGUCCACCUAGAUCAACAACAUGGAUGUGUAACAGUUGUAGAAAUGGUAUUAAUAAUGAAACAACUUAUUCCAAUAGACGUAUACAAACACGUAGGCAAAUUAAUGUUAGAAAACAAGAACAACGUUCUAGAACACAACCACAAAGACAUAAUGGAACACGUAGAACUGUACGUAAAAAUUAUCGUGAAAUUGAUGAAGAUGAAGAUGAAUAUGAAGAAGAACAAGAAGAACAAGAACAAGAAAUUGAAAACGAUAAUGAAAGUGAUUAUGAAGAAGAAACACGAAAUCAACGACGUUCAAAACGUGUACGUCGAUUAAGUCCAUCAUCAACAAAUGAUAAAUCAGAUGAUGAUUAUGAUAUUCGACGUCCAGCACGUCGACGAGUACGUAUAGCAAAAUCAUCAUCAUCAUCAUCAUCAUCAUCAUCGGUAUUAUCAGAUGAANAAAAAUCAAAUCAAGCAAAAUAA